This is a messenger RNA of Quercus lobata, 1610 nucleotides long. RefSeq names its product polyamine-modulated factor 1-binding protein. Gene Ontology annotation, biological process: response to red or far red light; negative gravitropism. The record is from RefSeq and is a predicted model, not a curated record. The coding region runs from base 204 to 1238 and encodes 344 amino acids. Lineage: Eukaryota; Viridiplantae; Streptophyta; Magnoliopsida; Fagales; Fagaceae. The transcript has 3 exons.
AAAAGAAAAAAGGAAAAAGAAAGAGGCACCUGCCCCGGCUACCUUCCUCAUAAUAUUCUUUUGUUGUUUUUAUUUUUCCUUUUUGUUCUUUUUAUAAGAUCGACGCGUACUAUACCAACCAAGAAUACCCAACACCAACAUCACCACAUUUCAUCGUCAUCUCCAUCUUCAUCUUCAUCGUCAUCGUCAUCCAUCCCAAGGGGAUGGCUGCAGAGAAUGUUAUUGACUUGUCAAAUUUGAAGUCUCAGCUAAGCCAAACACAUGAAGAGUGGAAGCACGAAAUGGAAAGGAGCCAGUCCCAAGUGGAUGUCUUGCAAACAAAAAUUAUGGAGGUAAAAAUAUCUAUACAGGGGUCUGAGGAAGAUGCAAAGAAGGAGUUAGAGGUUCUUUGGCGGAGAGUUAAAACUACUGCAACACUUUUAACUUACUUGAAAUCAAAGGCACGACUCAUGGCUGUUCCCCAUUUAGCCCAUACAUCAUGUGGCAUCAAACAAUUAGAAGGGGUAGGGUUUAUUGACAAAAAUGGUACACCAUUGUCUGGCUGGACUAGGAAUAUUGAUCUUUCUUCAUUUGACGGUCCAGAUGAAGAUACAUUGAUUGGAAUUAGUGGGAAACAUGUUUCACUGGAUGAACAAGAUGCAACAUACACUGGUGAAAUACUCAAGUCUGUGCAGAUGGUUACAGAUGUAAUGGAAGCUCUUGUUAAAAGGGUUAUAUUAGCAGAAUCUGAAACUGUAAUUGAGAAGGAGAAGGUAACUUUUGGCCAGGAAGAAAUUAAACGGAAGUCAAUCCAAAUUGAGAACAUGUCUUUGAAAUUAGAGGAGAUGGAACGUUUUGCUCUAGGUACAAAUAGCAUACUGAAUGAAAUGCGGCAGAGAGUUGAGGAUUUGGUUGAAGAAACAUCUAGACAGAGGCAGCGAGCUGCAGAAAAUGAACAGGAGCUUUGUCGUGUGAAAAGAGACUUUGAGUCUCUAAAAUCAUAUGUUAGCAGUCUCAUCACUGUGAGAGAAACACUUCUUUCAUCAGAGAAGCAGUUUCAAACUAUUGAGAAGCUGUUUGAACGGCUAGUUGCAAAGACAACACAGUUAGAGGGUGAGAAGAUGCAGAAAGAGACUGAAGUGCAGAAACUUAUGGAAGAGAAUGUGAGGUUAAGUGCUCUUCUUGACAAGAAAGAGGCUCAGCUUUUGGCCAUGAAUGAACAGUGCAAGGUAAUGGCCUUGAGUGCUUCGAAUAUCUAAUUUGGUAGGCUGCUCUUGUUCGACUGCCUGUUGGCUUGCCAUGCAAGGUGGUUUGAUUCUUACCCUCCUGCUGACCUACCAUGGAGUCUGAAAAUCAGCAGCACUGGAUCAGAGCUCUUUCUGGGAUCCUUUCUUCCAUACGUAACUUUGUGAAAAGCCCUGUGAGCUUAGCAUCCAGUGCUCUUUUCUUUUAUCAGUUGGUACUGCACACUGUUGUUAAAUUGAACCCAGAAAGUAAUUUUAAUUGGAAAGAAAACUUGGUGUUUUGUUCAUCAAGUAGCCAAGAUGUGCUAAAAUUAAUGAUGUAAAUGGUUGUGAUUGCAGUUUGUACUUUCAAUGUUUGCAUUGCGAUUUCAUCAGUUCUUUGUUUCA